GCAGCUCUGGGUUCAGUUGCUAACAAAGCAAUGCCGUCAGUCAGCAGAAGCAGGCCGCGUAGUGCACAACACCGUGCAAUAGAACUCAGUGCCCAUGAAAUCUAACGAGUGACAACUGUAGCCGACUCCGGACUAACUUAACACAAAAAGUUUACUUAAAUAAAAUGGAGAUGCAAGAGCGAAACGGUACAAAACCGCCAAGUGCGGUUUCUACAGACCUAAUCCAAAGGGUCAUCGGAUCAUUUGGGAAAUAUCACCUUUGGCUAUGCCUUUUAAUAUUUUUAACAAAGUUCCCGGUCGCUUUUCAUCAAAUGGCAAUACUAUUUUUGUCUCCAAAGGUAUCAUACAGCUGUGGCAUCUCAGAAUUAAAUAACACAUGUCCAUGCCCAGAUCCAACAUAUGAUACGUCAAUAUUCUCCAGAACUAUUAUUAUGGAAUGGGACUUGAUAUGCGAGAGGAAAUGGCUGACCAGUUUUACGCAGACAUUAUUCCAAUUGGGAACAUUAUUGGGCAGUGUGUUAUUUGGAAUGGCUUCAGACAGGUUCGGAAGAAAAUAUCCACUUCUUGUUGCUGUCGUUAUCCAACUAUCGUGUGGAGUAGCAGCUGCCUACGUUCCAGAUUUUUGGACGUUCACAUUCUUGCGAUUCUUUGUUGGCAUGUCUGUGGGCGGUACAAUGGUUACCGGAUUCGUCAUAGUCAUGGAAUUCGUCGGGACACAGUACAGAGACGUCAUUUCGGCUCUUUAUCAAGUGCCCUUUAACUUGGGCCACAUGUUACUGCCAGUUUUUGCGUACUUUUUUAGAGACUAUUCUGAUUUCCAACUUUCUAUAUCUGUACCCGUCAUUGUUCUACUAUCAUACUUCUUCUUGAUACCUGAGACGCCAAGAUGGCUGCUAGCAGUAAAACGCACAGAAGAAGCGAUUAAUGUAUUGGAACGUGUUGCUAAAGUAAACAAACGGCCUACAGAAAAUAUCAGAGCAGACAUCGAGGCAUACCAAGCGUCUUUAGAGAAACAUCAAUUGAAGAAAGGAAACAUUUUGGAUCUUUUCCGAACUCCAAACCUUCGGAAGAAUAUCAUAGCUAUGGCGUUCAAUUGGUUGACGUGUAGCUACUGUUUCUAUGGCGUGUCGCAGUAUGUGGGUCAGCUUAGUGGUAAUGCUUUCAUUAACGUAGCGAUUAGUGCUAGCGUCACCUUACUCGGUACAUUUGUCUCUAUUCCUCUUCUGAAAUUUAUAGGAAGAAAGUCUAUUGUGAUAAUCUUUCACCUCAUAUGUGCAUUUUGUUUAAUAAUAUUAGCGGUAAUACCGGAAGGUAUCGGAUCUGUAGUUCUCGCGAGUAUCGGUGUCGUAUCUAGUUUCAUUGUGUUUGUUGUUGUAUAUUUAUAUUGUACGGAGUUGUUCCCUACAGUCGUCCGAAACGCGGCACUCGGCUUCUCGUCCAUGUCAGCUCGGAUCGGUUCUAUGAUAGCUCCCUUUGUGAUAGGAAUGAGAGAUAAAGCCCUGUGGAUGCCUCCGGUUGCGUUUGCCGCAUUGCCUUUGAUAGCUGCUGGUAUUACAUUCCUUUUGCCCGAAACAAAGGGAUGUGAACUAACGACUACGAUCGAAGAAGGUGAAGCGUUUGGGAAAAAGACAGAUACUAGCAAAGAUAUCCAAAAAUCACACUAAUAUUGUAAAGGCUAAAGUGUGUGUGUGUGCUUGUGUGUUAUUACUGUUGUACUAUAUUAAUGUUACUAUGUAUUCACGCGCAACGUCUGAAUUAGAUUAAGAUGAAACUUGGUAGGAAUGUAGUUUGUACAUCGGAUUUUUAUCCGAAUUCGGAAUGUAGUUUUCUUAGGAGGCGGGUGAAACCGCUGGCCAAAGCUCGUAAGUUAGAAACUUAAGCUGAAGAAUAUUAUCUAAGUAAUUACCUAUCUAAAUACAUAUUGAAAUGUGUGGAGCAUCAUCCGUCGGUGGUUCUAGUUUGUCCGGUUUCAAAUAAGGUUUCAAAUUAUUGUCUAAUAAAUAUCUGAACUUCGUUUAUUAUAACCGAUUUAUUCCAAUAGACUGUGAUCGAUGGCGUUAGGAAAUCAAUUAUGAACACAUGUUAUAUACAAAUUGACAAUCGUACUGCGAGAUAUGUGAGGAAUGUGCGCAACAAAUCGAAAUGUUAUUAAUGUAUUUUUUACACGAAAGGACAUGUUGUUAUAAGUGUGAAAUAUUUCCUAUGUCUGAAAUUUUGAAUAUACCUGUAAAUAAAUAUUAGUUUAAGCUAGCAAAAACAUUUCGAAAAAUAAGCUAAUUAUUUGCCAGAAUUCUUAGUUUUCCUGCCUUUAGAUUUUUACCUUAAACAAUAUAAUGUAUAACAAUAGUAGAUGACCUAAAAUAAAUUACCUAUCUAUAAAAGGUUUCUGCGAACAAUGAUUUAUAAAUAAGUAACUACUUUUAGGAAAAUACAAGUUACUUUUAUUCUUC
Helicoverpa zea (corn earworm) is the source of this 2450-nucleotide messenger RNA. RefSeq names its product organic cation transporter-like protein. Gene Ontology annotation, biological process: transmembrane transport. Gene Ontology annotation, molecular function: transmembrane transporter activity. Gene Ontology annotation, cellular component: membrane. The transcript has 4 exons. Bases 165 to 1664 code for a protein of 499 amino acids. NCBI's taxonomy places the organism in Eukaryota, Metazoa, Arthropoda, Insecta, Lepidoptera, Noctuidae. The record is from RefSeq and is a predicted model, not a curated record.